CACGUGUUGAGCUCGGACUGGAAGCCCGUCCCAUUCCCUGCAUAUCCAUGCUGGAGGAGGAGGAGGCGUGGAGCCCUUUUGUUACCUGUAUUAGAAUACCUGGCUGUUGCAAGUUGGUAACGUGGGCUGAGUUUAAGAUGUCUGCAGAGAAUAGAAACAGCGAGCGAUGUGCAAACAAAACACAAUCCACAGGGUUGGCAGGGCAGUAAGUGCACCUAUUUUUUUUUCUACCUGCAUGGCGCAGCAAAUGGGACUCGUUAAUUAGACUGUACGGUGAAUGUAAGGACGAAUAGGAGGCACUUCCUCCAAGAACUCAUUCACCUUUCAAGUCCGACCCUCUCUCAAGUUUCAUUUUGGAGUUCUUAACCACCUUUCAGGUCGUCAUCAGCAUCUCACCUGUACUGCAGGACCAUGGAUUUCACACGGUCGAAGAUUUCAAAGGCGCUUCAGCUUCACGUCGCGGAAAAGAGGCGGUAUACGUGCAUCUGGAAGGGUUAGGAAACCUGCCAAUGUGAACGGAAAAGCCUGACCACUUUAUGUUACAGUGCAUGGCCUCUGGACAAAGUGGCAACGAUCAUGCACAAACCCCUCCGAAAGCGGAGUCUCUACGUGUUCCUGUGUUUUGGCAUCAUAUACCUCAGACUUGGGGCCCUGUCCUCGGUGGUGGCUCUGGGUGCCAACAUCAUCUGCAACAAGAUUCCCGGGCUGGCACCUCGCCAGCGGGCCAUCUGCCAGAGCCGCCCGGACGCCAUCAUUGUUGUGGGCGAAGGCGCCCAGAUGGGCAUCAAUGAGUGUCAGUACCAGUUCCGAUAUGGACGCUGGAACUGUUCGGCGCUGGGAGAAAGGACAGUCUUCGGUCAGGAGCUGCGAGUAGGCAGCCGGGAAGCAGCGUUUACCUACGCCAUCACAGCGGCAGGGGUGGCCCACGCCAUCACAGCAGCAUGCAGCCAGGGCAACUUGAGCCAGUGUGGCUGCGACCGGGAGAAGCAGGGGUAUUACAAUCAGGAGGAGGGCUGGAAGUGGGGAGGCUGCUCGGCUGACAUCAAAUACGGAAUCGAGUUCUCUCGCCGCUUCGUGGAUGCCCGCGAGAUUAAAAAGACCCCACGCCGUCUGAUGAACUUGCAUAACAAUGAGGCAGGGAGAAAGGUACUAGAAGAAAGGAUGAAGCUAGAGUGCAAGUGCCAUGGUGUCUCGGGCUCCUGCACCACCAAGACCUGUUGGACUACACUUCCCAAGUUCCGAGAGAUUGGCUACGUACUCAAGGACAAGUACAACGAAGCCGUGCAUGUGGAGGUAGUCAGGGCGAGCCGACUGCGCCAGCCCACCCACCUCAAGGUGAAGCAGACUCAGGGCUACCGCAAGCCCAUGGAGACAGACCUCGUCUACAUCGAGAGGUCGCCCAACUACUGCGAGGAGGACGCAGCCACGGGGAGCGUGGGCACCCAGGGACGCCUGUGCAACCGCACCUCGCAACACACAGACGGCUGCGACCUCAUGUGCUGCGGGCGGGGCUACAAUACACACCAGUACACCAAAGUGUGGCAGUGCAAUUGUAAGUUCCAAUGGUGCUGCUUCGUCAAGUGCAACACGUGCAGUGAGAGGACGGAGGUGUUUACCUGCAAAUAAGGACAUGAGGAACUCAGUGCCAGGAAGUGAGGCGCCAAGGACUAACUGAAUGAGGAAGACUCGAGGGAGCGAGAUAAAGCGUGACGUGGACCAGUGAGAGAUUUCGAAAUAAAGGAAUGGAAUUUACACUAUCAGCUCUUCAUGGCAUCGUUUGCACAGCAGAAUCUAUCUAAUUUCUUUUCAGAAAGUAAAUGCUAAAUAUCAGUAGGUAAUACCCCAGAACUUUACUGUCACAUAGAGAUUGUGCUCAUGUACUGAUGUAUCCGCAGUGAAGUUGGGACUACAGGUAAUGAAUGAGGCCCGCGGUGGGAACUGUGCUUUGCACUCUGGGAUUUGUAAUUGUUAAAUUCACAAGAGACUCACGCAUGGAGAGGACGCACAGUAACCUGGGAGUUGAUCAAAAUGACAGCAGCUGAUGAGGGGUGACUGGGAGAGAUAUGUCAAGUCUUUGAUUGAAAACUUUUAAGGGUUUUGUCGUAUUUUCACUAAAGGGGAGCAAAAGUGAAUCUUGACAUGAAUGACCCCCCAAAUUGGCUGGGGCUUAUGUUGGAGGUUUGUAGAAAUGAAGAACAUUUUGUAAGUAUGGUGCGUUGGGGUGCGCCAAAAUCUGAGUGGAGAACUCUGUUAAACCCUCUGCUGCCAACUGGAAUAUGGUGGAGUAUGUUAGUUUUCCAGUCACACUGGAACUGUCUGUUCUGAACACUGAAAAUAAAUUGUUUAUUUAUGUUAUAGUAUCUUAAAACGAAGCACUAACGGGUAGAGAUGUCUUUUUUGUACUAAGUGUAAAGAAAAAUACUUUUUAGAAACUCUGACUGAAAAUGUGUGUCUAUUAGAAAAUGCCCCCCCCCCCCCCAAAACACCUCAUCUUUUCUUAAAAAAGAAAAAAGAAAGAAAAAAAAGGUUUCAUUGCUACUGGUGUGUUGACAACAAAAACAUCAUUACAGUGUGUUUCACAUUCAAACACCUUGGUUCUAUUUUACUGUAGCAUAGAUUGUUUCCAGUCCUUUCCCCCCCAAGCAGUAACAUCUAUUUUCAGUUAAUAGACAGUAGCAAGAAAACUCAUUUAACUGCAGAGAUCCUUCCUCAAUUCAAUGAACAUGAAGCUGAUAUGUUGCUGGAUGUGUUGUCGAGUGCUGCACUGAUAUUUUCUAUUCAGAUACGACUCAUGAGAACUAAAUAAACUCCCAUUUGACUCAGUUUGGCAGUUCAUUGCUACAGUAAAAUAUCAGUUGGAGUUGAACUUGCAGUCUAACUUAAAGAGAGAUUCUGAUUAGAUCAUUGCUAAAUAGAUGUAAACUGUGUCCAGUGGAGUGAUGAUUAGUUAAACCUACACACCCAUGCAUGUAAAAGCAGAGAAAUAAAACAUAUAGCUGAGAUUAUUAUUAUAAUUAGCCUGACAUGCUGCUGGACAAGCAAUUACAGUUCAGAGUAUACAUUUUUUUUCACUUAACGCAAGGCUAACUUGGGUCUGAUGAUUUACACUCGCUUGUUCUCAUUAGGGCUAUAGGGGAAUGUUGGUCCUGGCUAGAUUAGCUCUGUUCUGCUGCAACGUUAAUUCGAUUUUAUUACAAUCUGGAUGUUAUUUUAGCAGUUUUGGAUGUAAUUUCUAUCAAUUAUAAUAACAUUGUACCCACCAACAUAAUUGCUGUGAUCUGGGAUACAACAAAGUUGGACUAGGCAAAAACACAAGACGUAAGAUUAUGAGAAAGUUGAGAAAGGCUGUAAAACAAGAGAGUGACAGCGACAGUUUACCGACUGAAGUUGUUGAAACCACUUUGUUGGUAAAGACAAACUAGGUUAUAAUGAGUGCACAUCUGCAGGGGGACUGCUUAUUGUUCCUGUGGUUUAUUAUUCUGAAAGCCUAACAGUCAGAGGAAUGUCUUACUGGACCAAAAAGUCCUUUGCCAUUGGUUCUACAGCCAACUGCUCCAAAAAUACACACCUUCCCACACAGAUAAUAGGACCUCCCCAGAUGCCAUUUUUUCUCACUAUGGUGAAGUCAUGACCUGCCGUACUUUGCCUUUGAUUGGAGUACUCAUUGCUUAAGUUGAUUAGGUUUGGACAUGAGGAAUGAGAUUGGUUAUGGUUAGGGUAAGAAUAUCAGGGUAAGCAAAUCAGAGGCAGAGUAGGCCGGCUCAAGCCUUCACCAUAAUGGGCAAAAAAAACAUGGCAUGGAACAACUCAUUACAGGCCUUGGAUCUUUCUAACUACAUAGAAAGUGAGUGUGUAUUUAGGGAGCAGUGGGCGAUAAAUGGGUUUUGGUCCAAUGUGACAUUUUUCGGAGCGCUUAAGUUUUGAAAUGAUUGAGCUAUUGGAACAAUGGCAUGGCACCCGACCAUGGCAUGUACAGUUGGUCAGUGGAGACCCAGUCUGUCAGCUAUUCCCCUGUGUUUCCUCUUCAAAAUAACUUUAGCUAACUUGCUUUAAGCAAUGCCUCAUCAUUCCCAGAUCAUUGUUAAUAAUUUGGUAAAUACAACGUUAUCAUAAUUGAUAGGAAUACUGGCUGACUAUAAAAGUCUGUUAGGUAUUGUAACUAUUUCUUGACAAACAACAGUAUCUCUAUGCAGCAUCUACGAUGGUUGCUGCUGACGAAAACACUCCAGACAGUCCAAGCGCCCAAAUGUUGUUAACAAGGAAUUGCUACAGCAUUUAAGUGGCUUGACCAGCAUGUUCUCAUUCUCAGGGCAUUAAAUAUCAUUGCUUUGUCAGGCCUCUCCGAUUUUGAUAUCGACGCAAAAGGCACCCUUUAACGCGUUUGUGAGAUGCUUCCAUCUAACCCGUUUGCAGCAAUAAUUGACUCUGAGAGCAAAUGACAAAGUAUAGAGAGUAAGAAAGUCUAACAAACUCUAUCAGACCUUUAUCCAGGACACCACCACUUGUGUCCCAUGUGAAAGCAAAAGUGUCGUUUUAAUGCCAUGUGACACAAUUUACAUAUGGUCAUCAAGCACUGAUGUUAGUCACGUGACAUAGCUAUGUCACGUUGCAUUACGCAACAAACUUAUUCUUUUAACCCAAAGUAUGAUAUUUUUUCGAAAUCUUAGCAAGUGGUUUUGUUGCCUAAACCUAACCGCAACUGUUUUACACAAACCACAUUACAAUGUGUUUCAGCUGUGUGUCAGAUCGAUAUGCUAAAGGGGCCGUGUGCAUUGCUAUGUGACAAAGCGUCUGUAUUUGACUACCUGGGAAUGAGAACAGGUUGACGUGACACAGAAACACAAAAGUGCUAUUGAUAUUCUUAUCUAACUGCGGUCAAGAAAGUCAGUGAGCAAAUUUCCAAAUUAUUCCUUUUAUUCAUGCAGCGUAAAAGAAGCUAAAUGAACCAUAUGCUAACACUUAGCUUUGGGCUGAGAAUGUGCAGUGCUUUGUGGCACUUUAUGUUAUAACCACUUUUGUGUUGUUGACAUGUUCCUGUUGUUGCCGUCUAUUCAGCUUUAAUCUAUAUUUUUUUAUAUUUUUUCACGGUCGUGUGAGGUUUACAGACUAUACAGGCCAGUUUAUCUUUUGGUUUACAUAUUAAUUCAUAGGUUUAGAAUGUAUUAUAAGUUUUGCACAUUUAUAACACCACACAUUAUAGAGAUUUAGAGACUGAUGUAGCCUAGUCUUGCACUUUGCAUGAUUAGUAUUUUGUAUGAGCAUCAGUUUUUAACUUAUUUUAUUUCAGUAGAGGGGCUACUCAGAUGGAUCAGACACAGUUGUCAUGUAUAUAGAUUUGCAUAUUUACUCAGUUAAAAUAACUUAUUAAUAUAUCAUAGCAUAUAGUCUCAUUCUGACAUUUAUAUUUUCUUCUGACAUAGAUUACAUUAACUCCAACUGGAGGCAUUAAAAAAAUGUGUUUCCCUUGACAAGGAUGCAAAUACAUUUCCACAGACAAAGAGCUGAUGUGGCUUUAAUUUAAUGAUGAGUUGUAUUAUACAAGAAAGCUUAUCCUUGAACCCUGAGUAAGGCAUCCACAUUCUUCAUUUUAUUGUUCAACGCAUGUCGGUACAAGAAUGUUCCCGCUCAGUGUUCACUUGCCCAUAUCGACUGUUCCAACAAAUAUCCAAAGCUAUUAUUUUCAUAAAUUCUCUCCCUACGAAGAAAAACACACACAUUAAAUCUGGUCAUUGUGUGUGUCCGGGUUUGAAGCCAAACUUUAUGUAGAAGUCUGUUAUUCAAACAUUCCAACCACGCUUAAUAUAGUAACUGGCAAAUGCAUUACGAAGCAUAAAUCAUUAAAAAAUCAGAAAUAAAUAAAUCAAGCAGUGUGCUGACUUGCUGACGUUAUUUUGUACACAGCACAUUUUCAUAAUGUGCUGUGGUCUUCUGUCUUGAUUGUGGCACGCACGGAACAGAAGUCAAUUAUCUCUCCGAGCAUGGAAAGGAGCGUCUUCUCCAUGUCUGUGUCAAGCAGAAAUGUGAUCAGAAAGCGAAGGAAAAGAGCAAGACGGAUCAUGGAAGACUGUUAUUUUCCAUUAAAAGCAAAAAAGCAAUGCCCCCCCACAAAAUAAAUCCCUCAUAAGCCUGCAAAAUGUGAUUAUUCAUCAAGUUGGAAUUGUUUUUUGUUUGAGGAUGAAAAGCACCCAUGCUGUUUUUUAAGGGUCAUUGGGGCUGUCUUACUUGGGUGGUCACACCCACCUGUGACACCCGCAGUAACUCUUUUACCUCACCACUUUCCGUGUUUAUUUUCUGUUGUGGUUGGAACGGUUGAUGAUAUUAGAAGUGUAUUCUGAGAGCAUGAUGUGGUACGACUCAUGAUACUCCACUGACUGAAUGAGGAUUUAGGGUGCAGGAUGACCGGGAUAACGGGCUCAACACUUGAGCCUCCCCUCAUGCUUUCUGUGUUGGCAGAGCCGUUCGGAGUCACUAAAUGGGAAGAGGACCUUCAUGCAAAUGACCUGAUGUGAAUAGGAAGUGGCUCAGUGUGCCUCUUGUUUUUAGACACACAAACAAGAGUGUAGUUCUUUUGUGAGGGUGUUUUUGAGAUGGAUGGGAUGGCUUGAUGAAACAAGGAGGUGCAUGUGUAGCCGGAAACUGCAAGUGAAAAGAGUGGUUAUUUAGGAGAGGAGCUAAUUGAGAGCGGUUUGGAGAAAGAGUGGGUACACUAUAUAAGUAGGAGCAGCUGUCGGACCAAGUUAGGGACUAUGUGCAAAGCAUGGUAAAAUAUACGGUAAAACAGUUUUCGGUUUAGGAAUAAUUUCAUGAGAGCUAAUUCAUCAUUUUCACUCGUUCUAGUUUUCAAAUCUCUGUGGUACUCUUUUUUUAUUCUAAAUGUUGCUGAUCACAGAAAAUGAAAAAGCACAGAAGAGGAUCGAUGUGUGUACUUCGUAAGGCAGUGAGGGAUAAUUUACAUCCUUCAUAAAUUACCAUUUUGGACAUGAUCAGUGUCAGUGGUUCUAUCCAGCUCUGUGAAAGAGAGCCAUGCUAUUUCAUUCAUUUGCUGGACGCUCCCACUCGUCCUCCUGUAUGUGAAAAGCAUUGUAGGCAGGCAGCAGAGCAGAAGUAAGAUGUGUUUUGUUAGUUGUCUGAAGCCCUGGGGACCGGAACCGCAUAAGCUCCCCAUAC
Epinephelus fuscoguttatus (brown-marbled grouper) is the source of this 7167-nucleotide messenger RNA. RefSeq names its product wingless-type MMTV integration site family, member 7Bb (gene wnt7bb). The record is from RefSeq and is a predicted model, not a curated record. Lineage: Eukaryota; Metazoa; Chordata; Actinopteri; Perciformes; Serranidae. Gene Ontology annotation, biological process: neuron differentiation; canonical Wnt signaling pathway; positive regulation of JNK cascade. Gene Ontology annotation, molecular function: frizzled binding; cytokine activity. The transcript is spliced from 4 exons. The coding region runs from base 577 to 1626 and encodes 349 amino acids. Gene Ontology annotation, cellular component: extracellular region.